AUGCACCACGUGGGUAGUGUAGGGAACCCAAAUAAUUCAACUCGCCCACGCAAGGAAAAGAGAUUGACAUAUGUGUUGAAUGAUUCUGAUGACACAAAGCAUUGUGCAGGCAUAAAUUGCUUGGCUGUACUUAAGUCCGAAUCAUCUGAUGAGUCUGAUUUUCUUUUCACCGGAAGCCGUGAUGGCAAACUAAGAAGGUGGGCACUAUCUGUGGAUGCAGCGGCAUGCUCUGCGACCUUUGAAUCUCACUUGGAUUGGGUAAAUGAUGCGGUUCUUGUGGGUGAUAGUACGCUUGUUUCUUGUUCUUCAGAUACGACCCUUAAGACAUGGAAUGCCUUGUCCACAGGAAAAUGUACUAGGACGCUCUGCCAACACUCAGAUUAUGUUACUUGCCUUGCAGCAGCUGAAAAAAAUAGCAAUAUUGUUGCCUCGGGCGGCCUUGGUGGGGAGGUUUUUAUAUGGGAUAUUGAAGCUGCACUCGCUUCAGCUGCAAAAUGCAAUGAUGCUAUGGAUGUCGAUACUUCAAAUUAUGUCAAUGGUUCUGGCAACUUAUUGCCAAUGACAAGAUUACGUACCAUCGGCUCUAGCAACAGUAUAUCCAUGCAAACUCAAACUGAAGGAUACAUUCCGGUUACUGCCAAAGGCCAUAAGGAAUCUGUUUAUGCAUUGACUAUGAAUGAAGGUGGAACACUUCUUGUUUCCGGUGGUACAGAAAAGGUUGUACGUGUUUGGGAUCCAAGAUCUGGAUCAAAGACUAUGAAGCUAAAAGGGCAUACAGAUAACAUCAGAGCUUUGCUUCUGGAUUCUACUGGCAGGUUUUGUUUAUCAGGAUCUUCAGACUCUAUGUUAAGGCUUUGGGAUCUCGGUCAGCAACGGUGUGUGCAUUCUUAUGCCGUUCAUACAGAUUCUGUUUGGGCUCUUGCUAGCAAUUCAACGUUUAGUCAUGUUUAUAGUGGUGGUAGAGACUCUUCUUUAUACUUGACAGAUUUGCAUACCAGAGAGAGCAUUUUGCUUAGCACUGGGGAACAACCAAUUCUUCAAAUGGCUUUGCAUGAUGAUAGCAUAUGGGUUGCAUCAACGGACUCGUCAGUUCACAGAUGGCCUGCUGAAGUGGGCAACCCUCAAAAGAUUUUCCAAAAAGGCAAUGCUUUUUUAGCUGGAAAUUUGUCAUUUUCAAGAGCGAGGGUGUCUCUAGAAGGAUCUACCCCUGUUACUGAAUACAAACAGCCUACAUUGACUAUUCCUGGCAUCCCUGCAAUAGUACAGCAUGAAGUUUUAAAUAAUAAGAGGCAUGUGCUGACAAAGGAUACUUCUGGUUCAGUGAAGUUGUGGGAAAUCACGAAAGGUGUUGCAAUUGAAGAUUACGGAAAGGUACCAUUCGACGAGAAAAAGGAAGACCUGUUUGAGAUGGUUAGUAUUCCUGCAUGGUUCACAGUGGAUACCAGACUUGGAUGUUUGUCUGUACAUUUGGACACUCCCCAGUGCUUUUCUGCAGAGUUGUAUUCACAAGAGCUUAACAUUGUAGACAAGCCCGAAGAUGAUAAGAUUAACUUGGCCCGAGAAACACUGAAAGGGCUCUUGGCUCAUUGGAUGAGAAAACGAAAGCAAAGGAUGGGAACUCCUGUUUCUGCUAAUGGGGAAUUAUCAUCUGAAAACGAAAUUGGUACUAGAAGUCUUUCACAUUCAAGAGUUGAGGUUGACGGAAGUUCUGAGAAUGAGGCUGUUGUUUAUCCUCCUUUUGAAUUCUCAAUUGUUUCCCCUCCUUCCAUUAUUACUGAGGGAACACUUGGAGGUCCAUGGAGAAAAAAGAUUACAAAUUUAGAUGGAACUGAAGAUGAUAAAGACUUCCCCUGGUGGUGUCUGGAUUGUGUACUGAAUAAUCAAUUACCUCCUAGAGAAAAUACCAAAUGCAGUUUCUAUUUAUGUCCCUGUGAAAGCUCUAAUGUCCAGAUCCUCACUCAAGGGAAGCUAAGUGCUCCACGUAUAUUAAAAAUUCAUAAGGUUAUUAAUUAUGUUAUAGAAAAGUUGGUGCUUGACAAACCUUUGGAUAGUGUCGAUGCUCAAGGUAGUUUCCCCCCUGGAAUUGCUGGAUCGAAUUUACAGAACCAAACAGCUGGGGAUGAUUCUUUCCGAUCUGGGUUUAAACCUUGGCAAAAACUUAGACCUUCUAUUGAAAUAUUGUGCAACAAUCAGAUAUUGCCUCCAGAAAUGAGCUUAGCCACAGUGCGAGCUUAUAUAUGGAAGAAAACAGAGGACCUUGCCCUAAAUUACAGAGUAAUUCAUGGGAGGUGA
This is a messenger RNA of Lathyrus sativus (Indian pea), 2292 nucleotides long. The record is from the annotation of a GenBank genome assembly. Lineage: Eukaryota; Viridiplantae; Streptophyta; Magnoliopsida; Fabales; Fabaceae.